AGCCAUUUUGGCUCAUGCCGCCCACCAGCGGGCGAAACCCCCAUUGUUCAAGCGAGCUAGGCCAUGUCCCCCCUUGCUCUCUGGCAGUGGAGUUUCUUCUGAAGUGGAAAUGACGCUACGGGAGGGCGCGGAGGAUGCGCGCCCAGGUUGUCCUCGCCGUUCGGCGGCGGACCGCAAAGCCAGCCGAGCUUGGGCAAAGGAGUCAUCAGACAGGGCACUACGGAACGUGGUGGGCGAGCUGGGCAGGACUCGUGAGCAACUUCGUCGAGCAGACGAGGCACUCGAGAUGUUGUUAGGCGAUGGGCUGUUGGUGGAUCGCAUAUUGUGUAUUCUUCCUGCGAUUGAGCAGCUUCUUCAGGGCCGACGGCCAAGCUGGUUGGACACUCUUCGCAGAAAUGUAGCAUUACACGCAUAUGCUCCCAAUAGCAAGUUUGCAACAGCCUCGGCAGCUGAUCUUCGGAAGGCUCAGCAUGGGCCGCGGCUUGGAGGUCAGGUGGUGCAGUCGCUCAGCCCACAUGCUAAGGAGUUUGUUCCGGCUGCGACCGCCGUCGCUGGCGGCGAAGGCCGCACAGAGACGGCCACGGGCGUGCCCCCCGCCCAAGACCCCCGCGGAGGGGGCGCUGAGGGUGCGCAGGCGACGGGCUUGGCGGUGGCGCAGCCGUUCGGGGCCGAGGACACGGAGCUGCCGCCCGAUUUCGGCGAGGAGCAGGAGGCCGUGGGCACAGAGAGAUACGGGGGGUCGCUGCCCUGCCGCUGCUGUCGCCGCCGCCGUGGUCGCUGACACGGCGGAGCGGCAGGCCGACGGUGCAGGAGGUGUUGAUCCGAGCGGGACGGUCAACGUCGGUAUCCAGGGCGACGUGGACUUUGUCGAGGGCGUGGAGAAGCAGCUGAGGCUCUGGGGCCAGGCGUGCCCUGGCCGAGCGACCCGUCCUUUCGUGCGGCGCCGCGCUCGGGUGGACGCGGCGAGCUUGCUCAAUUUCUGGGCUGCCUAUCCCGCUGGAGUGUCGCUGGGCGCUCUGGAGUCGGAGUCAGACUCCAGCGAGGAUGUGGCCGCCGACGGCGUGCGCAACCAGAAGGGCCAGCUGAUGACGAGGGACGAGGCCUGGGAAGAGUACCUGGCCAUGGAGGCGAAAGGAGCGCGUCUUCCUGCAUGGCGUCGUCCGAGGUUCAACCAGUUGGAGGCCUUCCUGGGGCUCGCCGAGGACUGAUCUUCCUUGUUUUUUAGGCUGCCUUAUCGCUCAGCGGUAACGGACAGCCACAGAGCCAAUAGGAGCCAAUA
Messenger RNA from Prorocentrum cordatum, 1279 nucleotides. The record is from the annotation of a GenBank genome assembly. NCBI's taxonomy places the organism in Eukaryota, Dinophyceae, Prorocentrales, Prorocentraceae.